Molecule: messenger RNA, 2293 nt
Organism: Mercurialis annua (annual mercury)
Lineage: Eukaryota; Viridiplantae; Streptophyta; Magnoliopsida; Malpighiales; Euphorbiaceae
Product: NAD-dependent malic enzyme 62 kDa isoform, mitochondrial
Exons: 19
Coding region: 162-2027 (621 amino acids)
Biological process (GO): pyruvate metabolic process; malate metabolic process
Cellular component (GO): mitochondrion
Molecular function (GO): NAD binding; malate dehydrogenase (decarboxylating) (NAD+) activity
Source: RefSeq, a predicted model, not a curated record
AAAAUUAGCUGUUAAAAAAAUCCCGGUCAGCUUCAGUGGGUGAGUGAGUCUUCGUCUUCUACUACUACUACUACUACUGGAGGGAGUGACUAGGGUUUGAGGGUUGAUCUAAUUAUAAUCAUCCAGAUCAGAUUAGGAGUAUUUUGGAGGUGAAAUCAAUCAUGCCAAACCUCUCUAAUCAGAUCAGAGCCUCUUCGUCUCUGAUAAAGCGCCUCAAACAGAGGAUGCUGACCACCACUAGAUCUUUCACUACUACCGAGGGCCACCGCCCCACCAUUGUCCACAAGCGUAGCCUUGAUAUUCUUCACGAUCCCUGGUUCAACAAGGGAACAGCGUUUUCUAUGACUGAACGUGAUCGUCUUGAUCUUCGCGGUCUUCUCCCUCCAAAUGUUAUGUCAUCUGACCAGCAAAUUGAACGCUUCAUGGCUGACUUGAAGAGGCUUGAAGUUCAAGCUAGAGAUGGACCUUCUGAUCCAAAUGCCUUGGCCAAGUGGCGCAUCCUUAAUCGCUUGCAUGAUCGGAAUGAGACCAUGUACUAUAAGGUCCUGAUAGCCAAUAUUGAAGAAUAUGCACCCAUAGUAUACACUCCAACUGUAGGUCUUGUUUGCCAAAACUACAGUGGCUUGUUUAGAAGGCCAAGGGGAAUGUAUUUUAGUGCUGCUGAUCGCGGAGAAAUGAUGUCCAUGGUUUAUAAUUGGCCAGCUGAGCAGGUUGAUAUGAUUGUUGUUACGGAUGGAAGCAGGAUACUGGGUCUUGGAGAUCUUGGAGUCCAGGGAAUUGGAAUUGCAAUUGGAAAGCUGGAUCUUUAUGUUGCUGCUGCUGGAAUAAAUCCCCAAAGGGUGCUUCCAGUGAUGAUUGAUGUUGGAACCAACAAUGAGAAGCUGCUGAAGGACCCCCUGUAUUUGGGAUUGCAAGAACACCGUCUUGAUGGUGAUGAAUAUAUAGCAGUCAUUGAUGAAUUUAUGGAGGCAGUAUUUACUCGUUGGCCUCAUGUCAUUGUGCAGUUUGAAGAUUUUCAAAGCAAGUGGGCCUUCAAGCUGUUGCAGCGAUAUAGGUAUACCUACAGAAUGUUCAAUGAUGAUGUCCAGGGUACAGCAGGGGUUGCAAUUGCUGGCCUCUUAGGAGCUGUAAGGGCACAAGGCAGGCCUAUGAUUGACUUUCCAAAGCAAAAGAUAGUUGUAGCUGGUGCUGGAAGUGCUGGAAUAGGGGUUCUCAAUGAUGCAAGGAAAACAAUGGCCAGGAUGCUGGGAAACAAUGAAUCUGCUUUUGAAAGUGCACGGAGUCAAUUCUGGGUAGUUGAUGCUAAGGGUCUGAUAACAGAGGAACGUGAAAAUCUUGAUCCAGAAGUCCAGCCAUUUGCAAGGCGGAUCAAAGAAGUUAAUCGUCAAGGACUAGGGGAGGGUGCAAGUCUUGUAGAAGUGGUGCGUGAAGUGAAACCUGAUGUGCUUCUUGGAUUAUCUGCAGUUGGGGGUUUAUUUUCAAAGGAGGUAUUAGAGGCCCUCAAAGGUUCAACCUCAACAAGACCAGCAAUUUUUGCCAUGUCAAAUCCUACAAAUAAUGCUGAAUGCACUCCUGAAGCAGCAUUUUCCAUUGUGGGAGACAAUAUUAUAUUUGCUAGCGGAAGUCCAUUCAAAGAUGUUGAUCUUGGAAACAGCCAAAUUGGCCACUGUAACCAAGGAAACAACAUGUACUUGUUUCCAGGCAUUGGGCUUGGGACUCUUCUCUCGGGAUCUAGGAUCGUCUCUGAUGGCAUGCUACAGGCUGCAGCUGAAUGCCUAGCUGCAUAUAUGACAGAAGAGGAGGUUCUACAGGGAAUUAUAUUCCCUUCAACAUCUAGAAUACGAGACAUAACAAAGAAGGUAGCUGCAGCUGUGGUGAAGGAAGCCAUUGAAGAGGAUCUUGCAGAAGGAUACCGUGAAAUGGAUGUCCGAGAUCUUGUGAAACUUAAUGAGGAGGAAAUUUUAGAAUACGUGCAGAACAACAUGUGGAGUCCAGAUUAUCCAACACUAGUGUACAACAAGGCCUGAACAUAAAAUAAAAAGUCUUCCCUGCAGAAGUAAGGUUGGUCGAGAAAAUGUUGUCAAAAACUCUUUAGUGUGGAUUAAUAACAUUGUUGUAUUUUAAGUUUCCCUGCAGAACUAUUAAUUGUUUAAUUUUAAGUUUCUGUGGGCUUUGUCAUGGGGUAUGUCCCCGUUGAUCUUACAUGUGUAUCACCACAUUAUUGAAUUAAAGUUGUAUAAGUUUUGCUUCUUGGAUAGAUACUUAUUGAAAUGAAGGUGUAUAUGUUUAGUUU